ACACGCCGACCCAGGCCGCCCGACGAUUGGUCUGUGCGCACGUCGGUCUGCGUCUGCAGGGGGUGGGAGUAGGCAAAUCUAGCCAGUGCUGGAGUUUCUCACACAGAUGCUGCCGCUGGGUCAGUGUUAUGCCGUCUAUUAAUAAUAACAACAGCCCCAGCGAGGAGAAGGAGAACAACGGGGGGAAAUCCACAUCACCAUUUCUCCCUUUUUUCCCCUCCAGUUUGCAGGGAUGAACCAAACUAUGUGACAUCGGAUAAGCCCGCUUCAACUACCGACAGGAAGAAAAAAAAAACUGCUUCUCAUCCACCUUUUUAUCGGUCUUUUUUUUAAAAUUUUAAUAUAAUUUUUACAGGUGCCAUUGUCUCGUUCACACAGUCGCUGGCUCUGCUCGGGGCACUUUAUUGCGGUCAUCCAUCUGCAGCUUGUUGGUAAACACGAAUCGGACCCUGCCGGCAAGGACUCCCUCUGGUGCAUUGAUGCACCCAUUUCAGUGGUGUAACGGGUGCUUCUGUGGUCUGGGACUGGUUUACUCCAACAAGUCGUGCACCAUGCCGCCCAUCACCUUCCAGGACCUGCCUCUCAACAUCUACAUGGUCAUCUUUGGGACUGGCAUCUUUGUCUUCAUCCUGAGUCUCAUCUUCUGCUGUUACUUCAUCAGCAAACUACGGCACCAAGCCCAGAGUGAGCGGUUUGGAUACAGAGAGGUGGUUUUAAAAGGAGAUCCCAAAAAGUUGAAUCUUCAUGGGCAAACGUGCGCCGUGUGUCUGGAGGACUUCAAAGUGAAAGACGAGCUGGGAGUGUUGCCAUGCCAACAUGCUUUCCACAGGAAGUGUCUGGUAAAGUGGCUGGAGGUGCGCUGCGUCUGCCCCAUGUGCAACAAACCCAUAGCCGGCCCCCCGGAGCAGCACCACAGCAUAGGGACUCUUCUGGAUGAACUGGUGUAACUUCUCCAACACUGCCAGCCCGGGUGGGCCCCCGCCGCCCAGGCCAAACCAGCUGAUAUAAGGUAGCGACCAACAGGAAGAGAGACAUUGUUUUGCCGUGGGAAACACAGCAAAAGCACCAACAUGACGAUAGUAAGUUGGGGUAACCUAGUUACUACCCGCAGACAGACUCUGAAGGAUGCUGUUGCCUAGCAACCGUCUCCGAAGAUGGCAACACGACACCUUGUGGUGUCUGAGAGAUUAUCUCCAGCCACCCACACAUCACUCCGCCACUCUUCAACAUCCUCGCUCGGUCCCAUCUUUCUCUCGUUGCCUCGAGUCGGGUUAAUGGCACCACCAAAGAAGGGUUUUCAUUUUUCACAACGCCGUGGACAAGCGAGUGGUGAAGGAGGACAGCGCCGGGUAAGAGGCACUGAUCCCCUCCAAGCAUGUACGAGUGUUAUUUUUCACUGAUAUGAAAUAAUAUCGGCUGAUGCCAUUAGAGCUAAAUUCUUUCAGACAAGACGUUUUGAGACAAAGCCACAAACAAAGAUAUGUCAACAUCCCCGACUGAGCACGAGAACACUUUGACAGUUGAAACUUUUUAAGAUUUGUGCUGAAGAUAAAUUGGAAGUCACACUGGUUACAAAACAUGAUGGAAAACAUGGAUUCAGGCAUCAUCAGUGGGACUUAAAUUAUUCAUAUAAGAAGCAGCUCAAGCUGUUGUCCACGUUUAGCAAAUGUCAAACAAUUGAAUUUGUGCUUAUAUGUGCUACUGAUACUGACACGUCCUGCCUUUCACUGUAACUGUUUGAUUCUUUCUUGAAAUAUGUUGAUUUUCUUUUCUUUUCUAAAAUUGCACUUUAAAUUCACAAACAAAACAACAACAAAAAAUAGCCAUUGUUCUUCUAACAUAUUAAGUGUAAGGUUUGACUGCAGUUUCCAGGUGUGGCAAAUCUUUUAUCAAAGUCUGUGAAGUAUCCGAGAUGCUGCUUCAUCUGAAGAGAAGGGAGGGCAGCAGUCCCUCGGUGUUGUGAAUUCAUCUGGGAGCUUUUCAUACAUUUCUGUGGCAUUAUUGCUGAGAUUCAGUUUUUUUUACAUUCCUCUGUUGUAGUUCUUCAUUUUUGUUUGUGAUUUACAGCUGUUCAGAAAGCGAAACCACUGCCUACAAUUGAGCACAAAAACUCACAAAGCACAUUGUCCAGACACUGACGGCACCUUAACUGUAAUUAAAAGCCAAACACGCACGCGAGUGCUGUUGAAUUCACAUGCCAAGAAAAGAAAGUGUCUAAGAGGUUUGUUCACUCUCAUUCUGGCCACAUUCCACAUUUUGUAACCGAAACAGAUGUAAAUAACUCGAAACAAUAAUAAAUACAGUUGUGUGUUUUGUUCAGCUUCUCUUGUUUAUCUCUUGGUACUCAUGUAUCUGGCGCCACCAUCAGGUGAAGUACUGCAUGAACAUGUAUUAAAUUAUUCUGAUCACUGGCUCUC
Molecule: messenger RNA, 2417 nt
Organism: Cyclopterus lumpus (lumpfish)
Lineage: Eukaryota; Metazoa; Chordata; Actinopteri; Perciformes; Cyclopteridae
Gene: rnf122
Product: ring finger protein 122
Exons: 6
Coding region: 480-947 (155 amino acids)
Source: RefSeq, a predicted model, not a curated record